Messenger RNA from Anopheles bellator, 489 nucleotides. Its product is annotated as cuticle protein 8-like. NCBI's taxonomy places the organism in Eukaryota, Metazoa, Arthropoda, Insecta, Diptera, Culicidae. The transcript is spliced from 2 exons. Bases 1 to 489 code for a protein of 162 amino acids. Gene Ontology annotation, cellular component: extracellular matrix. The record is from RefSeq and is a predicted model, not a curated record.
AUGAAGGAUCAACUGUUCCUGGUGGCAUUGGUCACUCUCUCGGCCGGGCUCUGCUCGGCAAAGGACGCCAAGGUGAAAGUGCUGCGACAGAGCGUUUCGUACGAUACGAAAAUUCUUCACAAAAUCCCCGAGAAAACCAUCGUCGAGGAGAAGAAGGAACUGGACCACAAGGCGCCGGAAGUCGAGGCGAUCGUCAAACAACCCGUCGGAGAUCUGCUGCUUCCGAGCUACGAGUUUGGGUACGGUGUGAAGGAUCCCGUCAGCGGGGACCACAAGGAUCAGUGGGAAACGCGACUCGGCGACCACGUCAAGGGUGGCUAUCGGUUCGACGAGCCAGACGGUACGCAGCGCGUGGUGGAGUACGAGGCGGACGGCAAGCGGGGAUUCGAAGCCACGGUUAAGAACGUUGACCGAAAAGAGGCCGCGCAGGUGGACGAACUCAAGGUAGAUAAAGUUGCCCACAGCUACAGCUAUCUGAAGAGAACUUGA